AUGACCACCAUUCUCAGUCUACCCGAUGAGCUUUUGGCCCCUAUUCUGCACGCCUCUGUUCCCCAUGAUUGUGGCUCUCGUGCAGCGUCGCUGGCCCUUGUUUGCCGACGCUUCCAUCGUCUUAUUACACCGCUUCUUUAUCGCGACAUCCAUAUACUAUGCAAUGGUGCAUCCUGGGCACAUCGGGAUAUUCGUAGUACCAAGCUGCUUCAUCGCACGUUUUGCUCAAACCAGUCAUUGCGGCAACAUUGCCAGAGUCUUGUCAUUAAGUUUGGGUCGAAUUGGUUGGGCUCAAUGGAACGUCAUGAUAGGGAAGACACCACCCCGAAUCUGGGCUAUAUUGCUGUGGAAUUUCUCAAGUGGCUCUCUAAUACUACAGAGCUUCGCAUCAGUUUUGCGUCAUUUUCUAAUGACACACGGCACGAGCUUUCCAGGGCGCCAACACUACCGGAUCUGUCCGUUUUAUAUAAUCAGGUACCAAAGUCCCUAACACAUCUCAGGCUUCUCCAGAUAUCUGGAAAGCAAAAUGCGCCUUUGGACUUGCCUACUCUAUUUAGAGGUCUCGAGUGUUUGGAUAGUAGCGCAUAUCUACGAACUCUGGACCUCACUGGCGUAUCCCAGAUUGGAACUGAACAAGAUUGGAAACUAAUGAAGGCUAAGGCGGGCACUGCUCCAUUCACAGAGCUCAAGUUGCGCCAUUUCACCCAAAGCGCAACUGCUCUUGAAGCGCUCGUGAUGUGGCCGGCCAGGUUGGAAGCGUUUCAUUUCUCGCUGCCAAUGUCCGACUAUUACAGUGGUAACUACGCAUUAACGAGAUACAACCUGAGUAUAAUGAAGGCGAUACUGUCACAUCAAAAAGCCUCGUUAAGCCAUAUUAACAUUCACGAGCUACUAUCCCAGUCCGGUGUGCAGGACUGUGAUCUUUCUGGAUUUCAUCAAUUGCACACCCUUUGUAUGUCACGCGAUUUAACAGGCAUUGAUACCAUUCCCGUGGCCAAUCUUGUUGCACCGAACCUGCUGAUAUUUCGCUGGGAUAUGAGACUCGAAGAUCAGCAGUGUUCCAGAGGUCUGGAGGGAUUUGCUAAACUUGAAGAAGACUGGGUUAGAGCAUUUGCUAAAUCUUCUAUGGAGCGCAAGUCUUCUCUCCAGCAGAUCCAGAUCAGCUUCUUCCCAGAAGGCUGGUUUUAUGGAGACAUUGAUAAGGACUAUCAGUAUCCAUGGGAUCGAAUGGAUAGGCUUGCCGAGGAAUUUAGGACUCACGGUAUUAAUGUGGUAUACAACACCCCUAAUAUUACAAAGGAGGAAUUCUUGAAGUUGAAGGAAGAAGUUUUGAACUUUAGAGCUUCCCUAGUAAGUUUUACGGAGUAA
Clonostachys solani is the source of this 1368-nucleotide messenger RNA. NCBI's taxonomy places the organism in Eukaryota, Fungi, Ascomycota, Sordariomycetes, Hypocreales, Bionectriaceae. The record is from the annotation of a GenBank genome assembly.